UUGUUUCUCUGAGUAAUUUGAGAUAUUAAAGAUGUAGUUUCACUGGCCAUUAUUAAUGGCGAUGGAUUCUUACAGAGGAGGCAGUAGGCACCACCUUUCUUGAGGAUUUAAAAAAUAACUUGCCGCCUCCAUGUAAAUAUGAGAGUUGUCGCCAUUCCAAGUUCUUCCUGAACCGGCUCGGUCGCCGCAACAGACGCCUGUGUCUUUACCUUCUGCGUUUUGGUGAAGACCAUUCGACCAGGUGCGGUUUCUGUUCUGAGUUCUCUCUCUCGCCAUGGCCCAAGACCACCACCACCACCACCAACAUGCCCAUCUUCCUCUGAUAGAUGAAAAUAACGCCAUGAGCGGAAAUGGUGGGCCUUCUUCCUCCUUCUGCAUCGAUAUCGAGGGCGGUGGCGGAGUAGGAAGUGGAAACAAAGGUGGAGGUCCCGACGAGGUGACGGCGACGGGGGGCCACGAGGCCUCGGACUCGAUCAAACUAGCCUUAGCGAGCGUGGCGCAGGCGAGAUCCGUGCUUCAGGGCCUGGGUGAGAGGCCGGACCACGAGUCCGUGGAUUUCGCCAGGAACAAGAUUGCGGAGAUCGAUGCCAAGCUUGCGAAGCAGCUCGAGGAGGUCGUGUUAUCUCCACGACCUGAGGAGGUUGAUCGGCACGAUUGGAGAAAUCAUCAGGCAGAAAAGGAAAAGGAAUACAGGCAGGAAGCAGAGAAGGAGAAACUCCCAUUCAAGGCUCUGGUUCAGUUGGAAGAGAUGCACGCCACAUACUCGGUGCUUCUGAAGGAGGCGGAGGAGAAAUUGGAGAAGCUCUACGCUGCGGAAGGGAAUAGUUCUAAGUUCAUGCCUGUUGAGGAUGAGGUCAAUGAAGAAGUUGUUAACAUACUGCGUGAAGCGUCGGAGAAGAAGCUGGGGCAUGUGGUUCUUUCCGGGCGCAUGCUGCGGUACCUGCCGGAGGCAUUCGGGCGGAUUCACAGCAUAGUCACUCUUAACCUUUCCAAUAAUCAACUUGAGGCUAUUCCUGACUCGAUAGCCGGACUUCAAAACAUGGAGGAAUUGCAUCUUUCUUCCAAUAUUCUGGUGUCACUGCCGGACUCAAUUGGCCUGUUACUUAACCUGAGGAUACUCAAUGUCUCUGGAAACAAGCUAAAAGCACUACCCGAUAGCAUCUCACACUGCAGAUCAUUGGUGGAGUUAGAUGUGAGCUUUAAUGAGCUUACCUUUCUACCAACGAACCUUGGUUAUGAAUUGGCGAAUCUGCAAAAGCUCCUAGUUCAUCUAAACAAGAUACGAUCUCUGCCUUCUUCAGUUUGUGAAAUGAGAUCUCUGAAGCAAUUGGAUGUUCAUUUCAAUGAGCUUUGUGGUCUACCUUUUGCAAUAGGAAGGUUGACAAACCUUGAGGUUCUGAAUUUGAGCAGCAACUUCAGUGAUCUGAAAGAGCUCCCUGAGUCAAUCGGGGAUCUAACUAAUCUCAAGGAACUUGAUAUUAGCAACAAUCAGAUUCACAUCCUUCCUGAUUCAUUUGGUAGACUAGAGAACUUGGUGAAGCUCAAUCUUGAUCAGAAUCCAUUGGUUAUCCCUCCUGUAGAAGUUGUUACACAAGGUGUUGAAGCUGUAAAAGAGUACAUGGCAAAAAGAUGGGUGGACCUUUUGUUGGAGGAAGAGCAUAAAAGUGUACUAGAAGCUAAUGCCCAAGCUCCAACUGGUUUGCUGUCUCGCAGCACUUCUUUCGUAAACAGUUGGGUUUCUAGGAUUGCUGGAGGUGUUGCUGGUUAUUUGGCCACAACUGGGGAACCUAAAGAUCCCUUGCUUGAUCAGCAAUUAUAGUUUUUCCAGCUGAAGCUUGCGGAUGAAUGCAUGUUCUCCUGUAAAGUUUUGAAAGUUUUUGAGUCCUUGCCUCCAUGUACUUGUUUUGUUGUUUGUAGCUCUUAUCGCGAAUUUUGUUUGUUGGAGCCUUACCAAAAGAAGUUGGUGAACCUUAGCCAUAUUUUAAGUAACUUUUGUCCUCUCUA
This is a messenger RNA of Nymphaea colorata (pocket water lily), 2004 nucleotides long. RefSeq names its product plant intracellular Ras-group-related LRR protein 3-like. Bases 275 to 1819 code for a protein of 514 amino acids. The record is from RefSeq and is a predicted model, not a curated record. Lineage: Eukaryota; Viridiplantae; Streptophyta; Magnoliopsida; Nymphaeales; Nymphaeaceae. Gene Ontology annotation, molecular function: protein binding. The transcript has 4 exons.